CCAAUACAUAGAUUUCAAUUCAACUAGGCUCACAGUCAGACGGUCUGACGGAUGUAAAUACUUUGCGGCAGCGAUAUUCAAUUUUAUUGUAACAAUUUCAAAUAAACACUAUGUUUGCUAUUGACGCUCCGGUAGAAAUUCAAAAUUCAGAAUUUUGUAAUUAUCGUUCCCCGCUAAGCACUCGCUAUGCUUCCAAAGAAAUGCAAUAUAACUUUAGUGAUCAAAAGAAGUUUUCGACAUGGAGAAAACUAUGGAUUUAUUUGGCAAAGGCGGAAAAGGAGCUCGGUCUAGACAUCACCGACGAGCAGAUCGCCGAGCUAGAAUCAGCGAUACACGACAUAGACUUCGUAUCCGCCGCGCAACAUGAAAAGCAGGUCCGUCAUGACGUCAUGGCUCACGUGCACACGCUAGCGGAGCGCUGCCCAAAAGCAGCUCCUAUUAUCCACCUGGGAGCUACCUCGUGCUAUGUGGGAGAUAAUACUGAUCUGAUUGUACUGCGACAUGGUCUGGAUCUGCUGCUGCCGAGGUUAGCUGCUGUGAUCAGCCGCUUGGCGCAGUUUGCUGAUGAAUAUAAGUCGCAACCCAUCCUUGGGUUCACGCAUCUGCAACCCGCACAAUUGACCACAGUCGGCAAGAGAGCAUCUCUCUGGCUGAGCGACCUGCUGAUGGACGAGCGUGCUCUCUCACGCGCAAGAGAUGACCUCAGAUUCAGAGGAGUUAAAGGCACUACCGGCACUCAAGCCUCUUUCCUACAACUUUUCAAAGGAGACGGCGCAAAAGUACGCGCCCUAGAUAAAAGAGUCGCCGAACUUGCCGGCUUCGACAAGAGAUAUAUCGUCACCGGACAAACUUAUUCGAGAAAAGUCGAUUUAGAAGUUAUUUCUGCUCUUUCUGGACUUGGAGCUACGGUGCAUAAAAUGUGUUCUGACAUUCGUAUUUUGGCUUCCCGCAAGGAAUUGGAAGAGCCAUUUGAAGCCUCACAAAUCGGAUCUAGCGCUAUGCCCUACAAACGUAACCCUAUGAGGUCUGAGCGUUGCUGCGCUUUGGCUCGUCACCUCAUCACCUUACACGCGAAUGCUGCUAAUACUCAUGCGGUUCAAUGGUUGGAGCGUACCCUGGACGACUCAGCGAACCGUCGUAUAACUCUUGCCGAAGCUUUCCUGACUGCAGAUGCUACUCUAUUGACACUGCUUAACGUUACUCAAGGAUUGGUUGUAUAUCCUAAAGUGAUCGCCCGCCAUAUUGCGCAAGAGCUGCCGUUCAUGGCAACUGAAAACAUCAUCAUGGCUAUGGUACAGGCUGGAGGUGAUCGUCAAGUGUGCCACGAGAAGAUAAGAGUAUUGUCUCAUCAGGCCGGAGCCGUGGUCAAACAAGAGGGCAAGGACAAUGACUUGAUCGAGCGCGUCAAGAACGACGGUUACUUCAAGCCGAUCAUACCGCAAUUGGAUAAAAUUUUGGACGCUUCUACGUUUAUCGGCAGAGCUCCGGAACAAGUCACCGAGUUCAUAGAGGAGGAGGUCGAUCCUAUCAUCUUUAAAUACAAGGAUUCUUUGGCCGACGUUGCGAAGCCGGUAGCUUUAAGCAUUUAAUUACUGUUUUCCAUCAUUGUUAACUCGAAUCGUGUAAUCGUGUUAUAAAUAAAAAUAAGUUUUUAUGAAUAAAAUGAUUUAUUUACAUUA
Molecule: messenger RNA, 1679 nt
Organism: Colias croceus (clouded yellow)
Lineage: Eukaryota; Metazoa; Arthropoda; Insecta; Lepidoptera; Pieridae
Gene: Adsl
Product: adenylosuccinate lyase
Exons: 3
Coding region: 111-1589 (492 amino acids)
Biological process (GO): 'de novo' AMP biosynthetic process
Cellular component (GO): cytosol
Molecular function (GO): (S)-2-(5-amino-1-(5-phospho-D-ribosyl)imidazole-4-carboxamido) succinate lyase (fumarate-forming) activity; N6-(1,2-dicarboxyethyl)AMP AMP-lyase (fumarate-forming) activity
Source: RefSeq, a predicted model, not a curated record